AAUCCCUGCUCACCCGCUCCCCUCUCAAUCCCCACACCUACCAUCAAUCCUCAGAUCCAGUCUCUCGCCUCCUCCACCAGCAAUGGAGCCCGUAUCAUCAUGGGGCCUCACUCCUCUCGAGACCAUUGGACUCGAGAUCACGUCCAUCGAGAAGAGAACCCGCCAGUCCCGCCGCGCAUCCGAGCUGAUCAGCCUCGUCCGAGCAAACUUCAACGUCCUUCCGCCGGUCAUCGAGGCCCUCGGACCAGCCGGCCCUCACCAACAAACUACUUCGCCGCAAGGAAUGCCCCGGGCAACCGUACUACGCGGCAGAUUCAUCGACGAGAUCGAGAACCCUGUGCCGCGUCGCGCCCUCCAAGUCUUCCGCCUGCGACCCGCCAGCUUCCCGGGCGUCAAACGUCCACCUUACUCGGCAAGCCCCGCCAACUUCGCCGCUUACACGGCCGUCCUCAACCCCCACGAUCGGAUCAUGGGGCUUGAUCUCCCCUCUGGCGGUCACCUCACCCAUGGUUACUACACCUCUGGUGGUAAGAAGAUCUCCGCGACGUCCAUCUAUUUUGAGAGCUUGCCGUAUAAGGUUAGCUACGAGACUGGGUAUAUCGACUACGAUAAGUUGGAGGAGAAGGCGAUGGAUUUUAGGCCCAAGCUCAUCAUUUGUGGGGGGAGCGCGUAUCCGAGGGAUUGGGAUUAUGCUAGGUUCCGUGCCGUGGCUGAUAAGUGCGGGGCGAUGCUGCUUUGUGACAUGGCGCAUAUCAGCGGCCUCGUCGCAGCUCAGGAAGCUGCAAAUCCUUUUGAGUGCUGUGAUAUAGUCACAACCACAACCCACAAGAGUCUGAGAGGGCCAAGAUCGGGUAUGAUCUUCUACAGGAAGGGCCCCAAGCCUCCCAGGAAGGGACAGCCAGAGGGUGCAGUCUAUGACUUCGAGGACAAGAUCAACUUCGCAGUUUUCCCGUCCCUUCAAGGCGGGCCCCAUAACCACCAGAUCGGUGCUCUUGCUGUGGCAUUGAAACAGGCUCUUUCCCCCGGCUUUAAGGCCUAUGCCAAGCAAGUGAAGGCCAAUGCUGUUACUGUUGGAAACUAUCUGAUGAGCAAGGGGUACAAGAUUGUCACUGGUGGAACUGAGAACCACCUCGUUCUCUGGGAUCUCCGCCCUCUUGGAUUGACUGGUAACAAGGUUGAGAAGCUCUGUGAUCUGUGCAACAUUACCGUGAACAAGAAUGCUGUUUUUGGUGAUAGCAGUGCUCUAUCUCCUGGUGGUGUUCGUAUCGGCACACCUGCCAUGACCUCAAGAGGUUUGGUUGAGAAGGACUUUGAGCAAAUUGCAGAGUUCCUCCACCAGGCAGUUACCAUCACCUUGAAGAUCCAGGAGAAGCACGGGAAGCUCUUAAAGGACUUCAACAAGGGUUUGGUGAACAACAAAGAAAUUGAGGACCUCAAGGCAGCUGUUGAGAAAUUUGCAGGAUCAUUUGAUAUGCCUGGCUUUCAAAUGUCUGCCAUGAAGUACAAGGAUUAGGCUAUAUCUACUAAAGUUUCAGAGUAUUUCUUGUCAGUUUGAUUAUUCUAUUUUACUCUUAAGUUUGUACGUUUCCAUCUUCAUUUGUUUUCUCCACUUUUUUAGAUGAUCUUGUUUUUGUUCAAAUCUAAUAUAUCCUUCUCAACUCCUAUGUCACCAAUGUAGUAAUGCAAGUGCGUAAUCAUCUCAGAAAUAAACUUCAAUGCUGUGAGCUGAUGAAAGAUGUGUCAUUGUUUUGUUCAUCUGUUUGAUUGAAUAAUGCUGAUGUCUAUCGUGUAUAUUUA
Molecule: messenger RNA, 1797 nt
Organism: Asparagus officinalis (garden asparagus)
Lineage: Eukaryota; Viridiplantae; Streptophyta; Magnoliopsida; Asparagales; Asparagaceae
Product: serine hydroxymethyltransferase 4-like
Biological process (GO): folic acid metabolic process; tetrahydrofolate interconversion; L-serine catabolic process
Cellular component (GO): cytoplasm
Molecular function (GO): pyridoxal phosphate binding; serine binding; zinc ion binding
Source: RefSeq, a predicted model, not a curated record